AUGUCAAGAUAUUCCUCUAAGGAGCAAUGUCCUUUUUACACUGAAAUAAUUGCUUUGGUUUCAGAUGGAAAGAGAAAGUGUGGCUUCCUCGAUUUGAAGUGUCUACAGAAACACAGAGAGGAACUGGAGGCGGAGCAGGGUGAGAGCUGCAGCUGCGCCCCGGAAUGCUCCUCAGUGGAGUAUCUCGCCGAGGCGUCCACUGGCAUCCUGGGGGCGGCUCGCUACCCAGCUUCCGAUCACCUCAUGGAUGGCGUGAAUGACAGUUCUAUCUCUGAAGUGAUGCUGAUCCAUGUCUUCUUUGUGGAUUUGGUGGGCACCCGAUACCGCAGGGAUGUCUACUCUACAUGGCGUGGGCUGCUCGUGGGCGUGUGACGUGUUGCAGCGUCAGUAGGCGGUUUACUGGGGCUGUGUAUGGGAGUGAGCCUGCUCAGCUGCUUCGAACUGGCGUACUUCUUCA
This is a messenger RNA of Schistocerca serialis cubense, 457 nucleotides long. RefSeq lists its product as uncharacterized. The transcript has 4 exons. The coding region runs from base 1 to 372 and encodes 123 amino acids. Gene Ontology annotation, molecular function: sodium channel activity. The record is from RefSeq and is a predicted model, not a curated record. Gene Ontology annotation, biological process: sodium ion transport. Gene Ontology annotation, cellular component: membrane. NCBI's taxonomy places the organism in Eukaryota, Metazoa, Arthropoda, Insecta, Orthoptera, Acrididae.